AUGGUGGCUGUGCCUGCAGCACACAAAACGCAGUACGUUGAAUUCACAGCCAUGGCUGUGAUCUUGAUUGCAGGUGCCCCUGAUUGGGAAUGUCCUCCUCCUGAUCCAGUUAAGUUUGCAGAGUAUUCCACUGAUCGGUACGUGGUGGGUACCCGGGCUCGUUAUCUUUGUGACGAAGGCUACAAGAGAAAAGCAGGGACAAGUAACUUUAUUACUUGCAAGGAGCAAUCCGGAAUUGCUAGAUGGACGUACAGUCGCCCGCCAGCUUGCAUAGGGCCAUCUCCUACAGCAGAAUGGGAGAAUAGUUCCAUUGGCCCCCCGGUCAGCACCCCAGCACUCAUGGAAGGAUCCUUUUUCCUGGUCAUCAACAUCCCUUUGCCUUCUGUGCAGUUUUUUGGCUAUAUUGCCAUAAUGCCACUAGGCUGUUCAGAUGAAUUCAGGGUUGUUGAUUUUGGGGGGGGUCCUCUCAUUUUCUCCUUGCACUCCACAGGAUUUUGUGGAGUCCCCAUCCCAUACAAGCAGACCACUGUCAAGGUAGCAAAGUAUAAAGUGGGACAAAAGCUAAAGAUUAAAUGCUUGGAUGGAUCUCAAGCACGGACUCCCAUCACUGAAAUUAUUACAUGUGAGAACUCUAGUGGAAAUGGGGUCUGGUCCAGCUUAAAUCCGCGAUGCACCAAUGACAGCAUCUUGACUUCAUGGAAGCCAUACCUCAGUGCAGGUAAGAGAGCUAUUUGGAUGGAGUUCCCUUAG
Molecule: messenger RNA, 750 nt
Organism: Candoia aspera
Lineage: Eukaryota; Metazoa; Chordata; Lepidosauria; Squamata; Candoiidae
Exons: 5
Coding region: 1-750 (249 amino acids)
Biological process (GO): inflammatory response
Molecular function (GO): interleukin-2 receptor activity; interleukin-2 binding
Source: RefSeq, a predicted model, not a curated record